ACCACGUGUUCGUACUCAAAACUGUCACUGAUACUCUGAUACCCUACCCUACAAAACCCUCAGAGAGCAACGGCCACUCCCACCACCCACCACAGCGUCCAACACCAUGACGGGAAGCCACUCACGGUCACGCGCCGCCAGUCGGAGCAAGCGCAAAAACCGUUAUCCCGACGAACAACAAUCGGAAUCUCAAUCCCACAGCACUAACAGCCACCGCACAAAGCGGUGCAGAGUAGCCUCCUCCUCGUUUGAACCAGAAACCCCAACCCUAAUACCCGACCCGCCUCGCACUUUACCUGUCCAUAACCGGUUCCAACACUUGCAUUCUUCAUCAGGAUCACGUCGGAAACAAAGAGAUCAAAAAUCGAACGCUACAGAGGUUACUACAAAUCGCAAUUGGGUUUUCUCUUCCCACGAUUUGCCCAACUACAAAGAUACAGUUGUAGUUGUUUCAUAUAAUAUACUAGGUGUUGAAAAUGCAUCAAACCAUCCGUAUUUAUAUUAUAAAGUCCCUCCCAAGUUCUUAGACUGGGACCGGAGGAAAAUCCUCAUACAUGAGGAGAUCAAUCGUUACAAUGCAAGCAUUUUGUGUUUUCAGGAGGUUGAUCGUUUUGAUGAUUUAGAAGAUCUUUUAAAAAAAGAUGGCUUUGUAGGUAUUCACAAGGCUCGAACCGGUGAAGCAUGUGAUGGGUGUGCUAUAUUCUGGAAAGAAAAACUAUUUACCGUUUUGCAUCAAGAAAAUAUAGAGUUCAGACGUGUUGGCCUCCGUGACAAUGUUGCUCAACUUUGUGUUUUAGAGGGUACAACAAUACUUUGGCACGAUAAACAAAUUAAGAUGAUCCAAAACCAAUCAGAGUCCAAAUCAUCUACCCAAACAUCCAUGUCUUCAUCUACCCAAAGUCGAAGAUUACUGGUUGGGAAUAUACAUGUACUCUUCAACCCAAAUCGUGGAGACAUCAAGCUAGGCCAGGUCCGACUGCUUCUUGAAAAAGCUUACGCACUAUCACAAGAAUGGGGUAAAAUCCCAGUUAUAAUUGGUGGGGAUCUAAAUAGCAAACCUCAGAGUGCAAUGUAUCAGUUUCUGGCUUCAUCGAAGUUAGACAUCCAACAACUUGACCGUAGAGAAAUUUCUGGGCAGCUUGAAUGUCCAUCUCAAUGCAGAGGCUACAGGCCUUAUUAUGAGAAUGCAACUAGAUCAAAUGUUUGGAUGUCUAUCCCAAGGCCAUUAUUGUAUACAUGGAGUGAUGAAGAAUUGAGGCUUGCAACGGGAAGUGGAGGAGUUACCCAUGUUCAGCACCAAUUAAAACUUCUUAGCGCAUAUCUUGGGGUUCCUGGAAGCAGUAGAACAAGAGACAUUCAUGGGGAACCCUUGGCAACAUCAUACCACUCUAAGUUUAUGGGAACAGUUGAUUAUAUUUGGCAUACAGAAGAACUUGUUCCUGUGAGAGUUCUUGAGACCUUACCCAUUGAUACUUUAAGAAGAAGUGGAGGACUCCCAAGUGAGAAAUGGGGCAGCGAUCAUCUUGCUCUUGUAUGUGAACUGGCUUUUGCAGAUGAUGUAAAAGGGACGUGAAUACUUCUGCUUCUAAAUCAAUCUAUACGGGGAUUGUACAUACUGGAGAGCUUUGUUCUUUGGUAGGUGGUAUGCAAUUUUUAUAUAUUAGGCAUUGUUUAUUUGGUCUUGCAAAGGUAGUCUUAGCUUGUUUUACUUGAGAGCAUUCUCAUCAAAUAUUGUAAAAUUUUUAGUAUUUAGCAUAUAGAAAACUAACUUUAUAACAUUUAACAUAUUACUUUACAAUAUAAUCUACAUCAAAACCUCUAUUUUUUUUACCA
Messenger RNA from Quercus robur (English oak), 1833 nucleotides. Its product is annotated as carbon catabolite repressor protein 4 homolog 5. The transcript is spliced from 15 exons. Gene Ontology annotation, molecular function: 3'-5'-RNA exonuclease activity. The record is from RefSeq and is a predicted model, not a curated record. The coding region runs from base 107 to 1573 and encodes 488 amino acids. Lineage: Eukaryota; Viridiplantae; Streptophyta; Magnoliopsida; Fagales; Fagaceae.